Phyllostomus hastatus (greater spear-nosed bat) is the source of this 4258-nucleotide messenger RNA. It is a transcript of the gene CLCN4, whose product is annotated as chloride voltage-gated channel 4. The record is from RefSeq and is a predicted model, not a curated record. The transcript has 14 exons. Lineage: Eukaryota; Metazoa; Chordata; Mammalia; Chiroptera; Phyllostomidae. Gene Ontology annotation, cellular component: early endosome; membrane; synaptic vesicle. The coding region runs from base 699 to 2963 and encodes 754 amino acids. Gene Ontology annotation, molecular function: voltage-gated chloride channel activity. Gene Ontology annotation, biological process: chloride transport; transmembrane transport.
UGGGGUGGGAAGGCCUGGCUGUGUGAGGCUGAAAUCGCCUGUCACCUCUGGCAGGAGAGUGAGCCUGUCACUUUCUGUCUCCAUCAGACCCUGAACCCACAGGAGAGGGGAUUUCGGUAACAUUUUAACUCUAUCUCUCAGGCAUCUGAAAGCAGAAGAGUAGGACAAUGACUCACUUCUGCAGAACGGGAUAAAAAUGAGAAAACGUGAAAUAAUGAGCUACUGUGAAUUAACUCUGUCAUGUCAAGACAGAUCAAAAGUCUCUGCCAGAAGAUUUAAGAAAACACACACAGACAUGUGGACGGCCACGCUCAUGCAAUAGGACUUGACUUCAAGUAAUCAGAUGUUCAAGGAAGUGGUAUAAAUAUGUGUUGCCACCACCUUUUUCUUUAGCAAAUACAGUUGGGGGAAGGCCAAGCCAGCUGCGCGCAGCGAGCUCAGCGCCCAGAAGGGAGGUUGGAGCUGGCUUCCCCGCCACUCGCUCCUCACCUCCAGAGAUACCCGGGGUCUCCCCAAAGCCCAGCCUGCCCGCCUGCCCACCACUCCUCGCCACCUCCCGCGGGCCCCCGAGGCUGUCACGUGGUGGCGUGGGGCCCGCCUCCGGUGACGUCACCGCGCUCGCAGCCCUGGCGUUGAAGAAAGGAUGCUCUAGCUAGGAUGCUGUGCAGGUGUAACUAGCAUGGUUUCAUGCACGAGUGAUGAGCGGCUCUGGAAACCUGAUGGAUUUUCUCGAUGAGCCAUUCCCUGAUGUGGGGACGUAUGAGGACUUCCACACCAUUGACUGGCUGAGGGAAAAGUCACGGGACACUGACAGGCACCGGAAGAUAACCAGCAAAAGCAAGGAGUCUGUAUGGGAGUUCAUCAAGGGUCUGCUGGACGCCUGGUCAGGAUGGGUGGUCAUGCUGCUCAUCGGCCUGCUGGCAGGUACCUUGGCUGGGGUCAUCGAUCUCGCUGUCGACUGGAUGACCGACUUGAAGGAGGGAAUCUGUCUGUCUGCCUUCUGGUACAGCCACGAGCAGUGCUGCUGGACUUCCACUGAGACCACUUUUGAGGACAGGGACAAGUGUCCCCUGUGGCAGAAAUGGUCCGAGCUGUUGGUGAAUCAGUCAGAGGGUGCCAGUGCUUACAUCCUGAAUUACCUGUUGUACAUCCUGUGGGCCUUGCUGUUUGCAUUCUUGGCUGUCUCCCUGGUGCGCGUCUUUGCGCCCUACGCCUGUGGCUCUGGUAUACCGGAGAUCAAGACCAUUCUGAGUGGCUUCAUCAUCAGGGGCUACUUGGGUAAGUGGACCCUGCUGAUCAAGACUGUCACCCUGGUGCUGGUGGUGUCCUCGGGCCUGAGCCUUGGGAAGGAAGGGCCGCUGGUACAUGUGGCUUGUUGCUGUGGCAACUUCUUCAGCAGCCUCUUCUCCAAGUACAGCAAGAAUGAGGGCAAGAGGCGCGAGGUACUGUCAGCGGCGGCUGCAGCUGGAGUCUCUGUUGCCUUUGGUGCUCCAAUUGGGGGUGUGCUUUUCAGUCUAGAAGAGGUUAGUUACUACUUUCCCCUGAAGACCUUGUGGAGGUCCUUUUUUGCGGCCCUGGUGGCGGCCUUCACGCUGCGAUCCAUCAACCCCUUUGGGAACAGCCGCCUUGUUCUCUUUUAUGUGGAAUAUCACACGCCCUGGUACAUGGCCGAGCUCUUCCCCUUCAUCCUGCUGGGGGUCUUUGGGGGCUUGUGGGGAACCCUCUUUAUCCGCUGCAACAUCGCCUGGUGCAGGAGGCGCAAAACCACCAAGCUGGGGAAGUACCCGGUGCUGGAGGUCAUUGUGGUGACUGCCAUCACAGCCAUCAUCGCCUACCCCAACCCCUACACACGCAAGAGCACGAGCGAGCUCAUCUCUGAGCUGUUCAAUGACUGCGGGGCCCUUGAGUCCUCGCAGCUCUGUGACUAUAUCAACGACCCCAACAUGACCCGGCCCGUGGAUGACAUUCCUGACCGGCCGGCUGGGCUCGGGGUAUACACAGCCAUGUGGCAGCUGGCCCUGGCGCUGAUCUUCAAAAUCGUCAUUACCAUAUUUACCUUUGGCAUGAAGAUCCCGUCAGGCCUCUUCAUCCCCAGCAUGGCUGUGGGAGCCAUGGCGGGCAGGAUGGUGGGAAUUGGCGUGGAACAGCUGGCUUACCAUCACCACGACUGGAUCAUCUUCAGGAACUGGUGCAGGCCUGGAGCGGACUGUGUCACCCCAGGACUUUACGCAAUGGUGGGAGCGGCAGCUUGCCUAGGUGGAGUUACCAGGAUGACGGUGUCAUUGGUGGUCAUCAUGUUUGAAUUAACGGGUGGUCUAGAGUACAUUGUACCCCUGAUGGCAGCAGCUGUGACCAGCAAGUGGGUGGCUGAUGCCUUUGGGAAAGAAGGCAUCUACGAGGCCCACAUCCACUUAAAUGGGUACCCAUUUCUGGAUGUGAAGGAUGAGUUCACUCACCGCACCCUGGCCACUGAUGUCAUGCGGCCUCGGCGGGGAGAGCCACCACUGUCUGUGCUCACCCAGGACAGCAUGACCGUGGAGGAUGUGGAGACGCUCAUCAAAGAGACCGACUACAACGGCUUCCCUGUGGUGGUCUCCAGGGACUCUGAGCGCCUCAUUGGAUUUGCCCAGAGGAGGGAACUGAUUCUUGCCAUAAAGAACGCCAGACAGAGGCAGGAGGGCAUCGUGAGCAAUUCCAUCAUGUACUUCACGGAGGAGCCCCCUGAGCUGCCGGCCAACAGCCCACAACCCCUGAAGCUGCGCCGUGUCCUAAACCUCAGUCCUUUCACGGUCACGGACCACACGCCCAUGGAGACAGUGGUGGAUAUCUUCCGGAAACUGGGGCUCCGGCAAUGCCUGGUGACACGCAGUGGGAGACUUCUUGGCAUCAUCACAAAAAAGGAUGUUCUGAGACAUAUGGCCCAGAUGGCAAACCAGGACCCUGAGUCCAUCAUGUUUAAUUAGAAACAAGAUGGCAAUUAUUAUGAGAAAAAUACAACAACUGUGUCAUUUCAAAAGAAGUAAACAAAUGAUGUGUUAUAAUUCUAAAGAAUGAUCCAAAAGCUUUGUUUGAAAGGAAGGGAAGACAGAUGAAACCUUUUGUUAAAAAAUACAUCAAUGAGUAGGCAUUUUUAUAGCUUUAACCCCUUAUAAGUUUCAAAUUGUGUUUGUUAAUGACUUUACUAACUGCUAUGGGGGCAUGUGGGUGGGUGUAAACUAUGUGGUUUGUACAGGGACAUGGAACAGAAAUGCUGAAUCAACAAAUGUUUGCCCUUCUGUUCAAGGCUGAUGUUUGUGAAGCUUUGAGUCCAUAAGGCAAAGGGCUAUUGGUGUGUCGGUGUCCUUACUUACUGGUUCCUGAAGUUUUGCUGCUAUGUUACUGAAUCAGACUAAAGAUAUUUGCACUUACUUUGUUGGAAUAGAAAAAGAAAUUAAAUUUGAACAUAGUGAAAACUGUAAGUAUGGGUUCAUGCAUGUCUACCCCAUUUUUUGCUUCUUUUCUCAGUCUAUUAUUUUACUUAUCCAUCAGUUUCUGAACCUACAUCAGGGUCACCUGUUAUGAUGAGUAUGAAGAAAUCAUUUCUCUCUCCAAGCCCAGCAUCUUGGGACUGCCUGGUGAACAAUCGGAACAUUUAGUGCUGCACUGUAUUCCCUUCCAUGCAAAGGGGUUCAUUCUUAUUUUGAGAGUGUACACACCCAAUCACUGAUUUGCAUCCUCAUCGCAUUUGCUUAUUUAUUGCUUUUGCCUGUGUAUUCUUAAAUAUUGAUCAGUCCAGCACUUUCUAUGGGCCAUAUCCUAUAUGCUGCCAGCUUGCCAUAAGUGUGCUUUAAUUUCCAAAUAGCCUAUACAAGAAUCAGAACAGGCUACCCAGUGUUACUACUUAUUUUCCCUCUCAGAUCUUAAGAAAUAUGACUGCAGAGAGGGUGAGGCAUAUGAGUUCUCAGUGGGAACUCCUCCAAAUGGAUUGCAAGAGAAAUACUAAAUUGAUUCUAAAUCUGUUCCAUUCUCUUCUCUGUAGGAUGCAAAAUGCCCAGCUUUAAUGUAUAAGCAUGCAUUUUCAUACCAGCAAUCAAAGCACAGAAGGACGGAGUUAAAUUCUAGACAGCCAAUUUGUGCAUUGGGCAUCUUUGUAUUGAAUGUAAUGAUGCAUUUAUUCUUUCAGUCAGGACUUCUGUCUUUUCUGGGGGAAGAAAUUAAGCUAUGUUUUUUAGGUCCACUGUAUGAUCUAUGUGAAUAAGAGUUAUCCUGGUUGCUCUUU